UUAAGGUAAACAAAUAAAUUGCAAUAGCUCGGAUUUAGAAAAAUAAACAAAUUAAUGGAUAAUGAAUGCAGCUCUUGAAUUAGUGCCAACUCUACAUAAGCCGCUGCACUCCAAAGUUUCCAACUACCUAAACAAUCAACGUCGUUCUGGCCAAUACUGUGAUUUAAUAAUCGAAUUGGAAUUGGAUGUGGCUGGCGAUGAUGCAAAUGCCGAGUUCGGACACUUUUGUGUUGUUGGCGCACAAAGUCGCUUCAUUGGCGGACCACAAUUCAUACAAAAAUCAUUGCAAUUUUCCAUACACAAUCCAUUAAAGGUGACCAUCAAUAAUUUCAGUUGUACACAAUGUUUGCACACCAUGAUGGACUUCUUCUACGAAGAUAUAGUUUCCAUAUCCAAGGAACAUGAACCGCAUUUUAAGCAAUUGGCAAAGAUUUUAGCAGUGACAGAGUUAAUGAAUUUAUUUGAAUUGCCAGAUGAAUUGGUGCCUACAGUGAAUGGAAAUAAUCUGGCGGUCAUAAGUCAAGAAUGUGAUGUCCAGAAUGAGGCUGAGAUUCUGGUAAAGAAAGAGACGGUAGAAACAGAGGCGGAGAAGAAGCGUGAUGUCAAUUUAGGUAAUAGGGAUAUAUUUAAAGAUCAGCGCAACUUUUUCAAUCUAAAGAAUCCACGGGCCACAAGUUCCAGCAGUAAAAUUAACUAUUGCAUCGGUUGUGAUUUCAAAUGCUAUCGCGUCCAGGAAAUGAUCACACAUAUGAGUAGCUGCGAACCCUCUCAUCUCACCUGCUCGCUGUGUGAAGUUGGCUUUCUGGCAUGGCGCGAGUAUGAAGCGCAUAUUCAGCACCAUCUGAGCAAUUUGAAGAAACCGUUCUUCUGCCUAGAGUGCGGUGCUCGAUUUGUCAAUCGCGCAGCGCUAACCAUACAUUUACCCAAGCACACAACCGAAACACCACAUCAAUGUCAACACUGCGGAAAAGGUUUCAAGUGGAAGCAAGGCUUGAACAGCCAUAUGUUAAUACACAAUAAAGAAAAGCAAAUGCUUUGUGAUGUUUGCGGUUAUAGCACAACCCAUAUGAAAGCACUAAAAUCACAUAAAUUACAACAUACUGGCGAAUACUUUAAAUGCCCAUAUCCUGACUGUAAUCACCACGCAAAUCGCAAAGAAAAUCUACGUAUACAUAUGGAAACGCAUAAACAAGAGCGUCCAUUUGUAUGUGAGGUUUGUGGUUGUAAAUUUAGUCAAAGUAAGAAUUUGAAACGGCAUGCGCUCAAACAUUCUACUGAUGAAAUACACAAAUAUAAAUGUCAAUUAUGUUCAUUUAGCAGUCAUCGUUCGGAUAAAGUGAAGGAACAUGUACAACGUGUGCACACUGAGAAGGAAGUGCAAUUGGAAUUGCCGGAGAUAGUUGAGAAUGCUUUUGAAAAUAAUGUCUGUGACGAAUUCAAUUUACCACCGUUGACGGGAAUCGAUAAAGCCGAACUAUUGAAUGUGAAGAAAGAAAAAAUAAACAUGAAAGAUUUGACAAAAAAAGCUCGCACGAAAAAGAAGGCCACUAUUUUAACACAAAACAAACGACAAGUAUCCAUUGCGCCUAAACCGAAUGCAGUUGUUGCGACAGUUACAAAUAUAUUAAGCAAUAAUGUUAAUAGUUGAAUAAAUUUUACGCAUUAAAUGCAA
Messenger RNA from Bactrocera tryoni, 1672 nucleotides. RefSeq names its product zinc finger and BTB domain-containing protein 24 (gene Plzf). Bases 62 to 1648 code for a protein of 528 amino acids. Gene Ontology annotation, molecular function: chromatin insulator sequence binding. Gene Ontology annotation, biological process: regulation of transcription by RNA polymerase II. The record is from RefSeq and is a predicted model, not a curated record. The transcript is spliced from 2 exons. Gene Ontology annotation, cellular component: chromosome. Lineage: Eukaryota; Metazoa; Arthropoda; Insecta; Diptera; Tephritidae.